Messenger RNA from Anopheles aquasalis, 3386 nucleotides. Its product is annotated as ATP-dependent DNA/RNA helicase DHX36-like. Gene Ontology annotation, cellular component: nucleus; intracellular anatomical structure; cytoplasm. NCBI's taxonomy places the organism in Eukaryota, Metazoa, Arthropoda, Insecta, Diptera, Culicidae. The record is from RefSeq and is a predicted model, not a curated record. Gene Ontology annotation, molecular function: G-quadruplex RNA binding; RNA helicase activity; G-quadruplex DNA binding.
UUUCAGAGUUUAUGUUCCUUAAAACGUGUUUAAACUAGGUUUUUCGGGAGGUUUUUCCGGGGGUUUCAACAGUUAUAUCAUGUCGGAUGGUGAAGAUUCACUGGAAGAAAAGUUGCGCAAAUUUCGCCUGUGGAAGGAAGCAGAAGACGGUGGUUCCGCGUACAGUUUCGGAAACAGCAACGAAAGCACUACGAACCGCGAGAAAACACCAUCAUCCAGUAUGAGCAGCCGAGGUGGACGUCCACCGGCACAUCUGCGAGGGCGCGCAAUCGGUAUGUUCUACCGUAAUCAAGCCCGUCGUAAGCAAGCCGAAUCUUCACAGGAACCGUAUGAGGGUGGUGGCCGUGGGCGCGGCAAACCGUAUGAUCGUCAGGCACUGCAGAGGCAGAAACUACAGGAGAGGGCCAACUAUGAGGCCGAUCCCUCGGCUAGUGCGGGACGAUUCCGCCGGUUUCAGGACAAACGCGAUGCGUCACUGGAGGAAGAUGACGCCGAGGCACCUCCACCCGGUUUGCGUGGCCGCGAGCUCGGUCUCUUCUACCGUGACCGUCAGACGGCGAAGAAGCGACGUAACGAAAAGCGCAAUGCAGUCGAUAUUACGAUUCCCGCGUUCCAGAUCCAGCAAAUCCGCACGCAGCUACAACUGGGCGAUGGGGGCGACCAGGAGGGCAACGCAAUUUUUCGAGAUUUUGUCGAAAACGAAAACAUCCGUUCCGUGUUCCGGAACGAGUAUUUACGCGUUAUCACGAAAACGCUCGAGGAGGUGCUGCGCGAAGAGAGCGGUAAGGUGGAACCACCGGAGCUCACCACGACACGGCUGGAUGAGGAACUGUACGAAGAGUUUGAACGUAGCGACCGUUCGACGCAUCGGUUGAGUGAGUUUCGUCGGAAGCUUCCGGCGUACGCUUCACGAUCCGAGGUGCUGGAUAUGAUCGAACGGCAUCAGGUGAUACUGGUGAAAGGGGAAACCGGGAGCGGCAAGACAACCCAAGUUCCGCAGUACAUUCUCGAGGAAGCCUCACUACGGAUGGCAGGCAGUCGCUGUCGGGUGCUCUGUACACAACCGCGGCGUAUCUCCGCCAUCACGCUUGCACGCCGUGUGGCAGAGGAACGCAGUGAACGGCUAGGCCGAUCGGUAGGCUACCAGAUACGGCUCGAAGCCGAACGACCACGGGCAAAUGGUGGAAGUAUCAUGUUCUGCACCACCGGUAUCGUGCUGACGAUCAUGCAAUCCGAUCCUUUGCUGCGCGAAUACUCACAUCUCGUGCUGGACGAGAUACACGAGCGAGAUGUCAUCACGGAUUUGCUGUUGGCCAUCAUACGGAUGGUGCUACCCUACCGGAAGGAUCUUAGGGUCAUUCUAAUGAGUGCGACAUUAACAGCAGAAACCUUCUCGGCGUACUUCAACAAUUGUCCGAUGGUUGAAAUCCGUGGCAUCACCUUUCCAGUCCGCGAAUACUAUCUGGAGGAUGUGCUAAAGGAACUGAAGUACUAUAGCUUUGAGGAUAGAACGGGCCGGGCACCAAGAGACCGUAAGGGAGCGGUACAAAAAGCUGGAAGCGAUCAAUUCUACGAUAUGAUCGAAGCGUAUGUCGAUGAAAUUCGAAAUCACUAUCCAGCGCCCGUUCUUCGUGCGUUGUGCAGUCCUGGAAGUGAGAGCCAUCAGAACGAUUUGAUCGUGGAGCUACUGUACUACAUUACCUGCGCGAAACCGGACGGUGCCAUUCUAGUAUUCCUGCCGAGCGUAAUGCAAAUAUCGGAUAUCUACAAGCUGAUCCACGAUCACCCACAGCUAUCGAAAGCACGGCUCGCCGUCUAUCCGCUCCAUUCCAAGAUACCGACGACGGAACAGACGGCAGUGUUUGAUCGUCCGUCAGCUGGCACGCGCAAGAUCAUCCUGGCCACCAACAUUGCCGAAACGUCCAUCACCAUCGACGAUGUGGUGUACGUCGUCAAUGCCGGACGGCAUAAGCUGAACAUGUACGAAAACGGUGUAUCGGCGCUGCGAGACGAGUGGAUCUCGCUCUCGAACGAAAUCCAACGGAAAGGUCGCGCCGGACGCGUCCAGGAAGGCGUCUGCUAUCAUCUGUACAGCCGCGGGCGGAGACGCACCUUUCUGGAGAACGUUCCACCGGAGAUCCUGCGCGUGGCGCUCGAUGAGGUCAUUCUGAACAUCAAAAUCCUUCGUUUAGGAGAGGCACGGAGCUUCAUGGAUCGCUUGUUAGACAAACCGUCCGAUGAAGUGAUCGAAGAGUCGUUAAAGUUGCUCAACCGCUUGAAUGCGAUCGAUGACGAUCAGAAGCUUACGCCGCUCGGGUACCAUCUGGCACGGUUACCGAUGGAUCCGCGCACCGGCAAGAUGGUACUGUUGGCGAGCAUCUUCAGCUGUGUCGAUCCGAUCACUUCGAUCGCCGCCAGCCUGUCGUUUAAGAACGCGUUCUAUAAACCGCUCGGUAAGGAAAAGGAAGUGGAUCGUAUACGGCGCCGGUUUGCGGACGGCAUUGCUAGCGAUCACAUCAUGCUGGCACGCGUGAUCGAUGAAUGGCGGGGACAAUCGAACCGCGCCGGCUUUUGCCACCGGAACUUUCUCAACAAUGCGACACUCCAGCAGUUGAGCAACAUGAAGCGCCAGUUUUGCGAGUAUUUACACGGUGCCCGGUUCUUACCGUCGAUCGGUUGCGAUGCACCGGAGAACAAUCGGCAUACGGGCAGCAACGAGCUGUUGGCGGCGAUCGUUGGAGCUGGUCUCUACCCAAAUGUGGCGUUCAUUCGAAAGGUCAUCCGAUCGCGCAACAGUCCGGAUGGGCGUGCUAUCCUGAGCAUUGAAGGGCAGGGCCGGGCCGAAAUCCAUCCAUCGUCGGUCAACGGUAACCGGGGUGUUUUUCAUUCAAAUUUUGUGGUUUACUAUGAUAUGCAGAAACUGUCGGCGUUGACCAUCUUCGACACAACGGUGGUGAAUCCGUUUCCCUUGCUGUUCUUCGGCGAUAACCACGUUGAAACGGAGGAUGACCACGAGCUUAUCUCAAUAGCAGGACAUUACUGUCUCAAAUGUGAUAAAGCAACGUACCGCUUGAUACAGGAUCUUCGCAACGGAUUCAAUUUGUUUUUGCAGAAGAAAAUCUGUGAACCAUCACCGGUCGACUGGAACUCCCGGGAGGGCGAUCUGUUACGUGCUAUCAUUAAACUAAUAACCAUCGAUUGCAAGUACGACGACCAUUUCGAUGAUGAUGAUCCAGCAUACGGCAACGAGCAAGGAUACUAGAUGGAUUUUUGUGAAACUGGGGAAACGUAAAGCCAAAGCAAAGCCGAAGGGAAAGGAUUCGCCUCAAUGAUAUUCCAGUUUCAGUAACUAAUUAAAGGAAGAUUUCAAUCAUUUUUGCUUUUGA